CAACUACAUACCCAGUCAUACUCGUAUUCACGCCAUCAUCUCCUUCAAAAUGUACUAGUUUUACUGAAAACGGCCCACCCUUCCGAUCGGCCUUUAAAUGCGAACUUUGCGCCUCCCAUUUCUCUUGCGCCAAUAUCGUCCUUCAAGAAUCGCCAAUUGCCCCCCACCAUAAUGCAGCUCAUGAACCUCCCCGACGAGUUGCUUGGGUCUAUCCUCAGCUACAUAUCGCCCGAUGAAGUUCUUUUCAACGCCCAGCUCGCAUGUAAACGAUUGCGCGCCGCCUGUGGCGAACCGCUACUAUGGAAACACCACUGCCAGACCGACUUCAAGUACUGGGACCCGAAGCAUCGCAUACAGCAGAAGCUGAGGGGAAACGUCAAUGAUGUGGAUUGGAAAAAGCUGUAUGUUUAUAGAAGAUGGAUGGACUUGCAGAUCACACAGGUUUUGGAUAGCAUCCUUGACGGGCAGGUCGAUAGGAUUAGGAAAUACGGGAAAAUCGCUGAGUUUGGUUAUGAUGCGAAGGACACACUGCUUCGACAUUGUCGCACAGAUGAUUCGGCUGAAGAUGUGCUUGCGCGCAGGUAAAAUUCAUGAAUAUACUUCAAUUACAUGUCUCUGAUUGCUCUCUAGAUACUAUGCGAACUCGGUUCUCGACCAUUUACAUCGAUCGCAGGCUUUGGCUGUAUGGCAUGAAGUAAUAAAUGGGCAUUCAGUGUCGUUGGAAAGAGCUUUGGGAUCUUUUGAUUUAUUUGUGUUGGGCGAUAAAUUCGGGGACCUUUUAGAGGUAUGAAACCGGAUGCGCAUUUGGGUUUUCAUGUAUUGACGCCCAUAGAUCUCCCAAUUGCUCGACGACUGGGCUGCACGUUUCAAAAAGGAGUGUCCAAAUUAUCGCGAAUUGACCAUGAGGAAGAAGGCUCUUCUACUGACGAGAUUUGUACGAAUGCACAAUCUCACUGGAUGCGGCUCAGACGAGGCAUACAGAGAUCUACAGAACUGUUUCAUUGGAAUCGUAUUGCAGGAUGACAACCACCCUUCAUUACCAUUACUAACCGUAGCCAUAUUCUGCUGUAUCGCAACACGACUUGGGAUAGAUGCCCGACCUUGCGGAGUUCCCCUCCAUGUUCACGCCAUGGUAUUUCCAUCCAAGACUGAAACAUUGGACGGCCGAGAUGUACUCAAAGAUGGUACUACUGGGGGGCCCAUGUAUUUGGAUCCAUUUCGAUCGGACCACGAAGUCGACAAAGAAGAUCUUCACAGAAUGCUGGGAUCAUUUGGGGUAGAUGCACAUGAAUAUGGCCGAUAUAUUGCGGAGGCGGAACCUACCAAUUUAAUCCUUCGGACAUCAAGAAAUAUUUUGUCAUCAGUGCAGCAGUACAGAGCGUUGCAUGGCAAUUCCGAUGAUAACUCACGCUUUGUGCUUUAUAGAAAUCCAUACACCGACACCGAAAACUCUUUCUACGCGGCUCUGUGGGCUAAUUUCAUUUUUGGAAGACCCUCUUCAGCAAUGGAUACCUCGAAUCAACGGAAGUUCAUACCCCUAAUCCUAGAGAGAUACGAACGUUUAUUUCCCAUGGACUCUGAUUUAGUGGAGCGAUAUAUCUGUCCCUUGUUCACCAGUACAUGGAACCAAGAAUACCGGGAGUUACAGGAGGCUUUACGGGUAGUCCGCGCGGCUGACUACACGCCAAAACAAGUACGAAGACGAGAUAAUCAGGCCCUGGAAGGUGUAAAGUAUCAUGUAGGACAAAUCUUUCGUCACCGAAGAUAUGCUUACGAGGCAGUUAUCAUCGGAUGGGAUAUCGAAUGUGGGAUGAACCCGGAUUGGAUAGCGACUAAUGGCGUGGACUGGUUAUCUCGGGGUCGACAUCAGAGUUUUUACCAUGUGCUGUGAGUGUUUUCCCUUCUCCCCUAGAAUAGAAUUUGGGCUUACUAGUCUGCAGAGUGGAGGAUACGAGUAUUCGCUAUGUAGCUGAGGAGAACAUCGAGAUCCUGACCUCGAAGACUCCGACAUCCCUAAUGAGCUUGGCGGGUCGGUAUUUCAAGAGAUGGGACAGUGGGAGUGCGAGGUUUGUGUCGAAUAUCAGGGAUGAGUAUCCACAUGAUUGAGGGGGUGAUGGGAUCAAACAUCGUUGAUUUCUAGCGUAGCUUAUUGAAUACUACUUUAUAAUAUUUA
Messenger RNA from Hymenoscyphus albidus, 2173 nucleotides. The record is from the annotation of a GenBank genome assembly. NCBI's taxonomy places the organism in Eukaryota, Fungi, Ascomycota, Leotiomycetes, Helotiales, Helotiaceae.